GGCUGGCACAGGGCUUGUAAAUAAACUGCGAUGCUGUCUCGGGCUCGCCGGCCCGGGUGCCGCCGUCGCCGCCGCCUCCCUGGAGCUUCGGUGCCAGGCUCCCGCCGUCGCGCGCCCUAGUGCCACCGCGCCAGCCUCGCGCGCCCUCGCCGGGCUCCGCACGGACCCCGGCUUCCCGCGCCCCUCCGGGUCCCACAGGGGACCCGCUCGGGAUGUGACCCCUUGACUCCCCAUCCGACCUCCCCUGCCCCCCGGGAGGCCCGCCUUUGCCUUCUUUUGGGGGGGUGGGCGGGGAGGGGCGCGCGGAUCAUGGCAUUGGAGUUCCCGGGCUUGCAGCCGUCGCCGCCGCCUCGUCCACGUACCCCAAGCGCUCCUUCUUCCCGGAGCAGCAGCGGAGAAGGCGAAGCGCCCGGUGGGGGCGAGGCAGAUGGGGCUCAAGGCUCGCAGGGCGGCGGGGGCGGCCGGCGGGGGCGGCGGCGAAGGGGGCGGAGGAGGCGGCGGGGCCGCUAACCCGGCUGGAGGGGACUCGGCAGUGGCCGGCGACGAGGAGCGGAAAGUGGGGCUGGCGCCAGGAGACGUGGAGCAAGUCACCUUGGCGCUAGGGACCGGAGCCGACAAAGACGGGACCCUGCUGCUGGAGGGCGGUGGCCGCGAAGAGGGGCAGAGGAGGACCCCGCAGGGCAUCGGGCUCCUGGCAAAGACCCCUCUGAGCCGUCCAGUCAAGAGGAACAAUGCCAAGUACAGGCGCAUCCAAACUUUGAUCUAUGACGCCCUGGAGAGACCGAGGGGCUGGGCGCUGCUCUACCACGCGCUUGUGUUCCUGAUUGUCCUGGGAUGCUUGAUUCUGGCCGUGCUCACCACUUUCAAGGAGUAUGAGACUGUGUCUGGAGACUGGCUUUUGCUGCUGGAAACAUUUGCUAUUUUCAUCUUUGGAGCUGAGUUUGCUUUGAGGAUCUGGGCUGCAGGAUGUUGCUGUCGAUACAAAGGCUGGCGUGGACGGCUGAAGUUUGCCAGGAAGCCCCUGUGCAUGUUGGAUAUCUUCGUGCUGAUUGCUUCUGUGCCAGUGGUUGCCGUGGGAAACCAGGGCAAUGUCCUGGCUACCUCUCUGCGAAGCCUCCGCUUCCUGCAGAUCCUGCGCAUGCUUCGAAUGGAUAGGAGGGGUGGCACCUGGAAGCUCCUGGGCUCAGCUAUCUGUGCCCACAGCAAAGAACUCAUCACCGCCUGGUACAUCGGCUUCCUGACACUCAUCCUUUCCUCAUUUCUUGUCUACCUGGUGGAGAAGGAUGUACCAGAGAUGGAUGCCCAAGGAGAGGAAAUGAAAGAGGAGUUUGAGACCUAUGCUGAUGCUUUGUGGUGGGGCCUGAUCACACUGGCCACCAUUGGUUAUGGAGACAAGACCCCUAAAACCUGGGAAGGACGUCUGAUUGCUGCCACCUUUUCUUUAAUCGGCGUCUCCUUUUUUGCUCUUCCGGCAGGCAUCCUUGGCUCAGGACUGGCAUUGAAGGUUCAGGAACAGCACCGUCAGAAGCACUUUGAGAAGAGAAGGAAGCCAGCUGCUGAACUCAUCCAGGCUGCCUGGAGAUAUUAUGCUACCAACCCCAACAGGCUUGACCUGGUGGCAACCUGGAGAUUUUAUGAAUCAGUUGUCUCCUUCCCAUUCUUCAGGAAAGAACAACUGGAAGCAGCAGCCAGCCAAAAGCUGGGUCUCUUGGAUCGGGUUCGCCUUUCUAAUCCUCGUGGUAGCAAUACUAAAGGAAAGCUAUUUACCCCUCUGAAUGUAGAUGCCAUAGAAGAAAGCCCUUCCAAAGAGCCAAAGCCCGUUGGCUUAAACAAUAAAGAGCGUUUCCGCACCGCCUUCCGCAUGAAAGCCUACGCUUUCUGGCAGAGUUCUGAAGAGGCCGGGACAGGAGACCCCAUGACAGAAGACAGGGGCUAUGGAAAUGACUUCCUCAUUGAAGACAUGAUCCCCACCCUAAAGGCUGCCAUCCGAGCUGUCAGAAUUCUACAAUUCCGUCUGUAUAAAAAAAAAUUCAAGGAGACAUUGAGGCCUUAUGAUGUAAAAGAUGUAAUUGAGCAGUAUUCCGCUGGACAUCUUGACAUGCUUUCCAGAAUAAAGUACCUUCAGACAAGAAUAGAUAUGAUUUUCACCCCUGGACCUCCAUCCACUCCAAAACAUAAGAAGUCUCAGAAAGGGUCAGCAUUUACCUACCCAUCCCAGCAGUCUCCAAGGAAUGAACCAUAUGUAGCCAGGGCAGCCACAUCAGAAACUGAAGACCAAAGCAUGAUGGGGAAGUUUGUAAAAGUUGAAAGACAGGUUCACGACAUGGGGAAGAAACUGGACUUCCUCGUGGACAUGCACAUGCAGCAUAUGGAGCGUCUGCAGGUGCACGUCACCGAGUACUACCCAACUAAGGGGGCCUCCUCCCCAGCAGAAGGGGAGAAGAAAGAGGACAACAGGUAUUCUGACUUGAAAACCAUCAUCUGUAACUACUCAGAAUCAGGCCCCCCCGACCCACCCUACAGCUUCCACCAGGUGCCCAUCGACAGAGUUGGCCCCUAUGGGUUUUUUGCACAUGACCCCGUGAAACUGACCCGAGGGGGACCCAGUUCUACAAAGGCUCAGGCCAACCUUCCCUCCUCGGGAAGUACAUAUGCAGAGAGGCCCACAGUCCUGCCCAUCUUGACUCUUCUGGACUCAUGUGUGAGCUACCACUCCCAGACAGAACUGCAAGGCCCCUAUUCGGACCACAUCUCACCCCGCCAGAGACGCAGCAUCACUAGGGACAGUGACACACCACUGUCCCUCAUGUCCGUCAACCACGAGGAACUGGAACGGUCUCCGAGUGGCUUCAGCAUCUCCCAAGACAGAGAUGAUUAUGUAUUUGGCCCCAGUGGGGGUUCGAGCUGGAUGAGGGAAAAGCGGUACCUGGCUGAAGGAGAAACGGACACAGAUACAGACCCCUUCACGCCCAGUGGAUCCAUGCCUAUGUCAUCUACUGGAGAUGGUAUUUCAGAUUCCAUAUGGACCCCUUCCAACAAGCCCACUUAGAAGGGGUCACUGGCUGACUCCUGGUACUGUAGACAGACUUUGUACAGCUCACUUACUCUCACACCUAGCGCUUAACAAUGAGGACUCCAGUGGCUGUGUCAAGCGCAUGCAUGUGCGCGGUGGCCCCCCUGCAAGCAGGGGCUUCUCACAGCCUUCUUCCUCCCCAUGUCACUGCAACAAAGUCGCUUCCUUUUCAGCAUGGUUUGCAUGACUUGACACUAUAUAAAAUGCACUGUUAGUCUCUUCUAGAUACACAUUUAUCUGCUCUUCCUUUUAAUCAUGAUUGAACAAGUACAGGGAGACUUACUGAUGAGCUGUGCUAUUUUGUUUGGUUGGCUGGUUUGGGUUUUGAUUCGGAUAAACUGAGAGCAUAGUUUCAGUUAUUUCUAAGCUCACUUCCCCUUUAUGUAAAAUGCUCCAGUUAAUUUACUGUUUUCUAAAACAAGGAAAUAAUUUUCUCAAUCAAAACAUACUGCAUUACAAUGAGGGUAGCCUCUGAGCAAACAGAAGAACAGGAACAAGAUAGUCAUUCAAACCCCAAAGCCAAGAUUUCAAAAAAUUAUCUCACUAAAGGAAGGCUGGCAAAAUUAUUCAAAAGCUCCCAAGGGGAUUUGGCCUACCCCAUUGUUCACUGUGCCUCAGUUUCCUUAUCUAUAAGAUGUUGGUGAUCCAAAAUAUAACAUCACACGUGUUAUGGACUGGUGAAGAGAAAUCUUACACACAUACCACAAACAUAAAAAAAGUUCCCAAUUUAUGUAGCCAAAGAUGAUAAAAUUUACCAGAAGUGGGGUGACCUUCUAAGCAGGAGCUAAAUUUGGUAUCUUAAAAUGAAAUUCCAACUCAUUCUUCUGUCUUGCCUGUUCUUGAAUCCAAAAUGGAGAUUAGAACCAAGAGCAAUUAUCAUUCCAUGUCCUCUAUUUCAAAGUGAGAAGUUUGGGGCACAAGGCAAAUGACAUGCCUUGAGACACUUGGCUGUCCUGUGGAGAAUAAGGACUCAAAACCUCUACAUGAGGACUCACUCCUUGCCCCAGUCUUCCCUCAUACUAUCCCAGUUACAUACUGGGAUCCAGGAAUUCUGCCAAGACACCAGCACUCUUUAUCCAUAGGAUGUAAUCCCCAGUCUUUACUCAAAGGGAGAAAGAUGUCUGCUUUGACUGCAAAGCAUGCUUACUUGAUGCAUUACAAGUGGGAUCCAGGAUGAGGGAUGCAAAUUAGUCAUAAAUAUACAAAUAGGAAGAAUUCCCAGAAUCACCCAUUUUACUCCUCCUGAUUUUCUUAAUGAAAAUACUAGAGCCACACAAAACUGUAAGAGCUCCUGAGAUGACAACUAACAGCCUGGAAAUCCCUGCCCUGCUACAGAAGGAUUGAUGUUAAGCACAAGCCACCACGUGGCCUAUUGGAAGAUAUUGCUGCUUGCUGAAAACCUCCAAUGGAAAAGGUUAGACUCUGGCUACUCUUUGUGGAACACCACACCAGAGUAUUAGUAUCUUAGUCAUUUCAUGCCUCUAAACACUGGUUUUAAAUGGUUGCCAUGGUGAUCAUCAUGAUGAUGGAAAUACCCUAAAUAAGUGUUUGAAUACAACUCUCACCAGUGCUGUUUCUGUGUUGUCAAGAGCCAUAAAUAUCACGGCAGACUC
This is a messenger RNA of Rattus rattus (black rat), 4686 nucleotides long. It is a transcript of the gene Kcnq3, whose product is annotated as potassium voltage-gated channel subfamily Q member 3. Gene Ontology annotation, molecular function: voltage-gated potassium channel activity. Gene Ontology annotation, cellular component: membrane. Gene Ontology annotation, biological process: potassium ion transport; transmembrane transport. Bases 428 to 3049 code for a protein of 873 amino acids. NCBI's taxonomy places the organism in Eukaryota, Metazoa, Chordata, Mammalia, Rodentia, Muridae. The transcript is spliced from 15 exons. The record is from RefSeq and is a predicted model, not a curated record.